GCUGCUCCCGGGUUGGAGUUGCUGGCUGGGCCCCGACCGGGCCGCGCCCGAGCCGUUUCCGCUCGGUGUGUGCCGCGUUCAACCUGCGCUGAAGCUGGCGGUUUGUGGCCUCGCAGCUAUUGUUCUGGGCUCCUUCUCGCGCUGUGCGUUGGCCCUUGGAGCUUGGCCCGUGCAAGAGAAGGAGGCAGUGGGUUGACUCCUUCAGAGAGCGGAUCACGAGCGAGGCUGAAGAUCUGGUGGCAAACUUUUUCCCAAAGAAGCUGUUAGAACUUGAUGGGUUCCUGAAAGAGCCCAUUCUGAAUAUUCAUGAUCUCACUCAGAUCCAUUCAGACAUGAACCUCCCAGUGCCUGACCCAAUUCUUCUCACAAACAGCCAUGAUGGACUGGAUGGGCCAAAUAUGAAAAAGAGGAAGCUGGAAGACCGUGAAGAGACCUUUCAGGGUACCAAAGUGUUUGUGAUGCCCAAUGGGAUGCUGAAGAGCAACCAGCAGCUGGUGGACAUCAUUGAGAAAGUGAAACCAGAGAUCAGGCUGCUUAUUGAGAAGUGUAAUACGGUCAAAAUGUGGGUGCAACUUCUAAUUCCCAGGAUAGAAGAUGGAAACAACUUUGGUGUUUCUAUUCAGGAGGAAACAGUUGCUGAGCUUCGAACUGUGGAGAGUGAGGCAGCAUCCUACCUGGACCAGAUUUCUAGAUAUUAUAUCACAAGAGCCAAGCUGGUUUCCAAAAUAGCUAAGUACCCUCAUGUGGAGGACUACCGCCGCACAGUGACAGAGAUUGAUGAAAAGGAAUAUAUUAGUCUGCGCCUGAUCAUUUCAGAGCUGAGGAAUCAAUAUGUCACUUUGCAUGACAUGAUCCUUAAAAACAUUGAGAAGAUCAAGAGGCCUCGGAGCAGCAAUGCUGAGACCCUUUAUUAAGUGUCAACGUUUGAACUUGAGAACUGUUCAGUCAACUAAAGACCGUCAUUGCCUUGGUUUGUUACAUGACUAUCGAGAUGGGAAACUGGCUGGAAAUAGUAUCGCAUUCUUAGUUAAAAUCUAAAGAAAUUCUCACCUAGUUUUGUGAUUGGUUUUAUUCAGGUCUCAGGAGCUCUCCCUCCCUCUAGUAUCUGGUAAAGAAAAAGGCCUUGCUGCUUUGGGAUGCCCUAGAGGCUACUGCAGAGUGAGAGCAGAGCGCCAGCCAGGCAGGAACAUUCCUUCAUGCCUUUCUUCCUACCUGAGUAGGAACUACAGUAGAGACCAAGCCCUUGUCUUGUUCCAUCUCUUGGCUGGAGGCUUCUCUGUGGUCUCUGUGAAUGGAGCAGACAGUCUUCAGCACAAGACAAGGCCUGGGUGGUGGUGCAGUGGCUGAAAGCCAGCUCUUUUCAGUGCUGGCUGCAGCUGAGCCCCUCUGCCAGUACUCUGCACUGACUUAUUUGCAAAGACAGAGGAUCCUGCCCCUUCUGGGUUGGUGGCCACAGCCACGUUCCAGUGCCACAGAGAGGUCUGUAGUUGCUUUGUGGCUUUUUUGACUCAGUAGAGUCUGGUCCAUCUGUCUCUGCCUUAGUUCUGACCAAGUCAAUGCAGAGCUAAAGGUGAUGCUUGUCACUAGGGCUGAUUGCUGUACUGGCUGGUUGUGAGCGCAUGCGGCUUCUGCUCCAGUUUGCAAAUUGACUAGAGCCACUUUCUUGGUUAAAACCAACUUCAUGUGAGUCUUCGUGCCUCCUCAGUAUGAGUUGCUUUUCCCCAGGCUGAGAGAAGGGAGGAGCCAGAGGUCUGAUGCUAAACUCCCGAUAGCUUCUACACGUGGUCAGACUGGAACCUGCUUUCUCCUGGCAGUGCUUCCUGCUGUCCAGGCAGAGCAGGCCAGCUGCGACAAUAGUGCUUGGGGUGAGGAUGGCCAAUUCCCACCCAGUACCAUUGCAAACCUUGUAUUCUUUCCCCUGCGAAAGUGCACCCUCGUGCGCCUACUGACUCCUCUAAGCUGCUGGAACAUUUCAUGGUCCAUUACAAACCCCUUUGGAAAUGAUCGGUUGUGUUGCGUCAGUUUUUGUGUGUGGGAAGUGGUCCCACAAUGCUGCAGGCUCCAAAUUUUUCUUAUUUAUAGUAUUUCUACUUAAGUCCCAUAUUCAGGGAAUGUUAAAUCAUUUAUUUCUGGAACCUCACUGUUUCCCAGGUCUCGUUGUUACACCCCUAUAUUCUUAUUGUGCAGUAGCCUUAAUAGUUGUGUUAACUUCAUUGUAACAACAGUGACAAAUGAAAUGAACUUUCUUUUUUUAUUUACUUUGUUUUUGUUUUUUUUUUCUGCUUCCACCUCUAAGAGCCAUGUUGUCUCUUGCUGGUUCCCUAGGGAUUUGCCCAGAGUGUGGAGGGCCACUGGCCCUUUCAAUAGACUCUUCUGUUGUUGUUUGUAGUAAGUCAACUCUUAGUCUUCCCGCUAAUAAAUAUUCUGUAACAAA
Numida meleagris (helmeted guineafowl) is the source of this 2434-nucleotide messenger RNA. RefSeq names its product proteasome activator subunit 3 (gene PSME3). The transcript has 11 exons. The record is from RefSeq and is a predicted model, not a curated record. Gene Ontology annotation, biological process: regulation of G1/S transition of mitotic cell cycle; regulation of proteasomal protein catabolic process; positive regulation of endopeptidase activity. Gene Ontology annotation, cellular component: nucleoplasm; proteasome activator complex; cytoplasm. Gene Ontology annotation, molecular function: endopeptidase activator activity. Bases 333 to 914 code for a protein of 193 amino acids. Lineage: Eukaryota; Metazoa; Chordata; Aves; Galliformes; Numididae.